CAAAUUUAAUUUCUGCAACUCGGUAGUAAGAUACGUUGGAGUGCAGCAUAUGAAAUGAUCUUAAAAUUAUACACUAACACUACGUGCAGAUUAACAGUCUGAAGAAGGGCUGAGCAGAAUGAAUGUACAAGCUCUCUGCAAUGUGUGUGAGAACACAUUUAAUAGCACCAAUCACAAGCCUCUGCUCUUGCAGUGUGGUCAUACCUAUUGUCUAGCCUGCCUUAAAGACAUCGAGGCUUCGGGCAAAAAACUUUGCCCAUCAUGCAGAGAAGAAUGGCGGGGUGAAUCGUAUGAGUUACCAAUCUCCUACAUGCUGAUACCUGGUGCAAUACCUAAAUCAACUGGUGAUGCUGCUGGCAACAAAGUUGACUAUAACAUGUGCUUGUUGCACUCAUACACCAUAGAACACUGGUGCUGCAAAUGUCGAGUUGCCACCUGCAAGAAGUGCAUUUCUGAGAUGCAUUAUGCUCAUGGGCUGGUUGCCUUUGAAAAUGUUGUUGGUUACGAAAUUAGCAUGGAACAAAUAAAGGAAGCCUUCAAUGGAAACCUUGGAAAUAAAUUGAAAAAAGACCUGAAAGAUUCAGUUAGUGUAUGCAAUGAAGGACUGGAAUUGAUUGAGUCAAUGAAAGAGAUUGAAGCAAAACUAUUGUCACGGAAGAAACAUCUCCUGGAUCAAGAACAGAAUUUAUCAGCUUAUAUGGAGAAUGUAGAAAACACCAGUGAGACAGCAUUAAAAGAAAAAUUUGAGACCUUCUUGAAAAUAAUGUCGUGCUGUGAUGUGGAAAAAACAAGUCUUUCAUCAGAAUUGCAAUUGGCUUUGCUGAAAUUUGAUGUCUUUGGUGGAGAAUUUCAGUCAUUGAAUGAAGAUCUGGAAGCUGAGAAGCGACACCUGCUGCCGGAAGAGCUCCCAGUAUUGGCAGAAAACAUUGUCAUUAGAGGAGAAAAAAUGAGCAAGAAAAUUGUGCAAGCUCGGUCAUCUAUUCCUGCAGGUGAAGAGGCCACAGUUACAGUGGUAUCCUCUGUGGAAGACCCCAUCAUUAGCCUGCAAGAUCUUCUCUUAUACCUGAUGAAGAGUCGCACUGAUAUACACCUCCAAUUGUUGGAUACCUUUUUCAAUGGCAACAGCGGCAGGGCAGAUGAUUCCAUCCGACUGAAACUUUUCUUGCGCCAAAACUUUGGGGAUCACCUAGCAUCAUUCUACGGUCACCUGACGUACACCGCUUGGGCCAAGCUUGGUGUUGCUGAACUACCGAAGCUUGGGCUGCACCUCCAGUCUGGAGCUGACGUGGCUGAUGUCAACAAGAUCCUGAAUGACAACUUUGGUGCUGUUAGCGUUGAGCCUGUAUCCCAUGACCAUUAUGGCAUGUGA
Hyalella azteca is the source of this 1369-nucleotide messenger RNA. RefSeq names its product zinc-binding protein A33-like. The transcript is spliced from 5 exons. The record is from RefSeq and is a predicted model, not a curated record. Gene Ontology annotation, molecular function: ubiquitin protein ligase activity. Bases 119 to 1369 code for a protein of 416 amino acids. NCBI's taxonomy places the organism in Eukaryota, Metazoa, Arthropoda, Malacostraca, Amphipoda, Hyalellidae. Gene Ontology annotation, biological process: protein ubiquitination.